AUGGCGCGGUACGUACCAAUUCGAGGUGGGUCUUACGUACCUUUACCAGCCUGGAUAGAGCGAAAGAAAGCAAUUGUAAGUGUUAAGAAUGACGACAAYAAAUGCUUCCAGUGGGCAAUUAGGUCUGCCUUAUACCCAGUUGAGAAAAACACAGCGCGCACGAGUAAUUACCCAACAGACGACCUAGAUUGGACUGACGUUUCCUUUCCAAUGCAGUUAAGUUGUAUACCAGACUUUGAGGAGCGCAACGACCUAGCAAUAAACGUUUAUGGAGACCGGGAAGAGACCAUUGUCCCACUAAUGUUGUCAAAGCACACCGGAGAGCGCAUUCACCUAUUCUACCACGGCGGUCACUAUUCCUGGGUUAAGAAUUUAAGUCGAUUAUUUUACAGACAUACCAAGCAUAAGUGUAAGAAGUUCUUCUGCGAGUCCUGCCUACUCCCAUUUCCUGACUUAAAAGCUUUAAAGAAGCACGACGAAAUCUGCCGUGGCGUAGAGGAAGUUGCACAGCGCAUUCAAAUGCCAGCAGAAAAAGACUUGUUUUACGAGGAUUUCAAGCGGCAAAGCARAGUUCCCUACGUUAUUUAUGCAGACUUUGAGGCAAUAAUCACGGAUGAAUACCAAGAAUCAGGUAAUACGCAGCGUAAAGGCCUUCACGAGAUUUGCUCUUACGGUUACGUUGUAGUGCGCAGCGACGGUAAAGCAGACGACCCAGUUAUAUACCGCGGUAAGAAUGCGGCCGCACUCUUCCUAGAAGCCAUUAAGGAGGAGGAAGAGGACAUUAGACAGCGCUUACGCACCACAAAGCAACCAAAGCUAUCCAAGGCCGAGCAGGCCGCGUACGCAAAGUCAAUGACGUGCCACGUUUGUAAGCAUAAUCUCCUCCAAUUUGGACGGAGAGUUAAGAAGUGCUGGUCAGACGACGGCGCCUACCUUGGUGAAGCACACCCCAAGUGCGGGAAGUACGCACGCAAGGGUGAGAAGGCUGGAAAGCCAACCACGCACUGCAUUCACUGUAAAAAGCCCUUCGAGGAAGACUUCUACGUAGAUAAAGUCUUAGACCACUGUGAACUAACCGGGGCGUACAAAGGCGCAACGCAUUGGAGAUGCCGCAACAAGAUUGACUCAAACAUGGAUAUUCCAGYAUUCUUUCACAACCUUCGCGGAUACGAUUCCCACCUUCUCUUACAAGGCGUUGACGGCCACGAAGUUAAGUGCAUACCGAAUAACAAGGAGCGGUACAUGUCCGUGACAAUUGGUAAGUUAAAGUUCUUAGAUUCCCA
Actinia tenebrosa (Australian red waratah sea anemone) is the source of this 1283-nucleotide messenger RNA. RefSeq lists its product as uncharacterized. NCBI's taxonomy places the organism in Eukaryota, Metazoa, Cnidaria, Anthozoa, Actiniaria, Actiniidae. The record is from RefSeq and is a predicted model, not a curated record.